Scomber japonicus (chub mackerel) is the source of this 3520-nucleotide messenger RNA. RefSeq names its product vasorin b (gene vasnb). Gene Ontology annotation, molecular function: transforming growth factor beta binding. NCBI's taxonomy places the organism in Eukaryota, Metazoa, Chordata, Actinopteri, Scombriformes, Scombridae. Gene Ontology annotation, cellular component: plasma membrane; extracellular matrix. Gene Ontology annotation, biological process: negative regulation of transforming growth factor beta receptor signaling pathway. The record is from RefSeq and is a predicted model, not a curated record. The transcript is spliced from 2 exons. Bases 76 to 2127 code for a protein of 683 amino acids.
CGAGCUAAGUGGAGCAAGGGUAGAGGAGGAAGCGUCUUCACUGGGCCGAGCAGGGAGAGAGAAAGAGUCUGCACCAUGAAGGUCUUUCUCACUCUACUGAUGCCCCUCCUGCUCUUUCUCAUUCUACCUGAUGGCACCUUGUCCAGUGAUUGCCCAAGUGACUGCUCCUGUUCCACACCAGGAUCUAUCUUGUGUUACCAGAGACGCUCCUCUUCCAUUCCCCAGGGAGUGCCCCCAUCCACAAAAAGCCUCUAUCUCUUUGGAAAUGGAAUUGAGGGCUUGUCCACUGAGGACUUUGAUGGUCUACAGAACCUGGAAAUGCUAGAUCUUAGUCAAAACAAACUGACCGUACUUCCUGAUAGAGUGUUUGAACCUUUGACCUCUUUGAGAAACCUGGACUUGUCAUCCAACCAAAUCACCCACAUUUCAGAGCAAUGCUUCCAAGGCAUGGCACUGCUUGAGCGUCUUUAUUUGUACAGUAAUCAUAUUGAGACCAUCCACCCUGCAGCAUUUAAUGGCUUGGAGCACCUGCUGGAGCUCAAAUUGCAGGGUAACCAGUUGACAUCUUUGCCUACACUCUCCAUGCCUCAACUGCUGCUGCUGGACCUUCGCUUUAAUGUCUUACCCACCUUGGGUCCUUCAGACCUCCAAACCCCAAAUCUAGAGUCACUAAAAUUGGGUGGGGUCGGGCUCACCAGCCUGAACAAGGAGCUCAUAGGUAGUCUGAUCAACCUCCAUGAACUGGACAUCUCGGAAAACCAACUGGAGACCUUUCCCCCAGUGCUGAAGGAGACUCAGGGGCUGAUUCAUCUUAGCCUGGCUGGGAACCCAAUGGGUCCUCUUACAGUUCAGGACCUGCAGAACCUUGGGGAGCUGCAGGAGUUGGACAUUAGCAGCCUCAGUCUGCAAGGCCUCCCUGAAGAGUUUCCGCAGCUCUUCCCCCACCUUAGAAAGCUCACAGUGGCAGAGAACCCCUUCAACUGCCUUUGCACCAUGGCCUGGUUCCCAAGAUGGCUGAGAGCUCAAAGUAUCACCCUGGAGAGAACAGAGGAAACCCGCUGCCAUUUCCCGCCUAUCAAUGCAGGAAAGGUAUUGGAGAGACUGGAGCACAGCCAUUUUGGCUGUCCUACCACAACUACAGUCACUACUAGUACUGUCAAAACUACUACUACCCUGCCUGUUCCUGUCACUACACUCCCAAGUACAACUAGAGCUGUUGCAGUCCCGAAGGCCAGUGACAGCCCCACAGACAAAGAUUAUGACUACCCCCUGCCCCCUGUCCCUCCAUCCCCCAGCAUGGGCUCAGACGAGGAGCAGCAUUUCUGCCCCUCUCACACCUGCCUGCAUGGGGGCACAUGUCGUUUGGACCUGCAUGGUCAGGUAGAGUGUACCUGUCCACCUGGUACCUCUGGCAUGUAUUGUGAAACCCAAAACCAUCACCCACCUUCACCACCAGAAGCUGAAAUCCCCAUGGCAACUGUUACUGCAGAUGCCCCAGACAUCAGCUCACGUCAAGCAACAUCCACGUCAAUCCUGCUGGACCUCCACCGCUACAUUGAAAUGCGGCCUUAUAUCCGUGGAAUCCGCCUUACCUAUCGCAAUCUCUCUGGACCAGAUCGCAGGCCGAUGCAACUCAGCCUACCAGCAUCCUACCCAGAGUAUAGACUGAGAGGCCUGAAGCCCAACUCCACCUACACUGUGUGUGCCAGUCCACUAGGUGCUCCUAGUGGCACAGACAGUGUCUGCACUGAAGCCCGUACAGCUGAUGAAAAGAACGUCAGCGUCACAGGAGCACAAAUUGAGGAUAAGAGGCUCACCACAAUGCUGGUGCCUGCAAUUGCCAUCUUGCUACUGCUGGUACUGAUAGCAACAGCAGUGGGAGUGGUAUGUUAUCUCCGUAGGAAGAGGGCCAAAGGCCACCUGGACCUAGAAUGUGAACCCUCACAGCUAGAGUUGGAUGGAGUAAAGACUGGUUUGGACAAUGGGGCACUGCCUCAAAAACAACCCCAGCUUAUGAUCUCUGAACCUGCUGUUCAAAAUGGCAAUCUGGAAUAUGAGGUUUUGCUACUACAGGACCACUGUACUUCAAAUAAAAAUGUGUCCUCACACAAGCCUUCCUACUUUUGACAUCUGGCUCAGUGCUACUCGGGCCUCAAGAAAGAUUUAAAUUCCUCAGCUCUGUUCUCCCCACUGGUGAAAUACAGAGACCAGCAACUGCUGCUGUGUGGAGGAGAGAGCAUCAGCUAGCCAACCAGCAAAUGAGAAACUGGUCAUAAUUUGACUCAAUGUCCUCCAUUUGUCUAAGUAGACAUUAAACAUGUUCGAACUUUAAAAAGGAUUGAAAGUGCCUCUACUCUAUCUACAUGCUUCAUUCUGCUUAAACAAUAUUUCUUCACUCACAAUGCUGGAUUGGCAACCACUCCCAUGUUAUCAGCAGCAGGUCAAAGGCCAAAUGAUGCUGGAACAGAUGGUGUGUUGUCAUUGGCUGAAAUUUAAGGUCAAGGGACAUACUGGCCUCACGCCCUCCUUUAUCUGUUCAUAAAGGAGUGUGUGCUGAAAUGGGGUUGUGCUACCAGCCCAACUAAACACUUUCAGCUACAUGUAGUAACUCCUCAGUACUACCCCAAAGGGAUCAGUGCUUGCUGUGAAUUGCCUUUAAGACACUAAAUGAAGUUGUGCAGAGAAAAUUGCUGAUGCUUGUAUAGCUUUAUUUGGCUCUAAAACUUGUGAUUUUUUGUUUUGUAUGUAUGUAUGUUUUGUUUUUUUAUACUUGUGUCUUUUUGUAUUUUCUUAUUGUGCAACAUUGUGACUGUUAACAGCCCUCUAAACCUCCCACCCCCACCUCUUGUGACCAACAGACAAAAAAGUAGAUUAAAAUCUUUGAAGAUUAAAACUCAUUUGGUACCAGCAAAGUCAAUCAAAGAGCUUUGCUCCCAGAAUGUCAGACAGUCUAAGUAGAUGUGAGUCUGGACAGACUCAAGAGUAAAUCCAUUCUGAAGCCCUCAGCCUGCUUCACCAUCACAAAGGAAGAAGGUAAGCAGGAUUACAAAAGUUACAGAGGAAAGCAGUUGACUGAAUCCCUUCUGUUUCAGCACUGCACUGAUUUAACCAGUUAGAGCUUGCAUCAAUUACUGUAAACACAUACAUGACUACACCACAGCAUAAGAGAACAUCAUUGACUUUAUUUAUUUUUUAAUUUUCCCUGUAAGGGAAACUGUUUUAUCCCUCAACCACAAUUCACAUAGGAGAUACUACUUUGCCUGGCCCACAACAAGCAAAGCAAAUAGUGCUUGUGUAUUGUGUUUCCCUUAAGUAAAAAUAGACUGCUAGGGGUAACACAGUGCACAAUUUCUCCUUGGCAAAGAGGGUCCAAGUUUUGCUCACUUACACCUAACCAGACUAUGAAAGGCCCAGACGCACAGCACACCCUAUUAAUAAUGUUGAUACUAUUGUGUGGAGGACAAUGAAACUUUUAAAGGUUUUAUGUAAAACACAGAGAGCUGACAUCCAAAUCUGUGAA